This is a messenger RNA of Phalacrocorax carbo (great cormorant), 3607 nucleotides long. The record is from RefSeq and is a predicted model, not a curated record. Lineage: Eukaryota; Metazoa; Chordata; Aves; Suliformes; Phalacrocoracidae.
ACACACUUCCGGCCUCGGCGCGAGUCGGGGGGCGGUCGCUCAGCACGUGUGGCGGCCGGUUGUAACGGGCGGGCGGGGCGGGACCGGACCGAGGUUCCCCGUUGCCUUCCUUCCCCCCGCAGCCCGGAGUUCCCCUCGGUGCCGCCAUGGGCCUCACCCGGCAGUACCUGCGGUACGGUCCGGCCGCGCUCUUCGGGCUGGUGGCCAGCGCUAGGGGCAACGCGGCCUUCGUGGCGCUGCGAGGCGAGCGGGGCCGCUGCGUGGCCGUGCCGGCCUGCGAGCACGUUUUCGUGUGGGACACGCGGAAAGGAGAGAAGGUUCUUAUCCUUAAGGGUGUCAAGCAGGAGGUCAGUUGCCUCUGCCCCUCUCCAGAUGGGUUGCACUUGGCUGUUGGGUAUGAAGAUGGAUCAAUCCGUGUCUUCAGCCUCCUAAGUGGAGAGGCAAAUAUCACUUUCAAUGGACACAAGGCUGCAGUUACAACCCUGCAGUAUGACCAUCUGGGUGGACGGCUGGUAUCUGGCUCAAAGGAUACAGAUGUCAUCGUGUGGGAUGUCAUCAAUGAGAGUGGUCUGUACCGGCUGAAAGGACAUAAGGAUGCUGUAACUCAAGUCCUUUUCUUGAAGGAGAAGAACCUGUUGGUCACCAGCGGCAAAGACACAUUGGUGAAAUGGUGGGAUCUGGACACCCAGCACUGCUUCAAAACUCUGGUUGGACACCGUACUGAGGUUUGGGGGAUGGCUUUGGUAUCUGAAGAGCAGCGUCUGAUCACUGGGAGUGCUGACAGUGAGCUGAGGGUGUGGGAUAUCACUUACAUCCAGGAGGUAAAAGACCCUGAUGAGCCAGAAUCCAAGAAAAGCAAAGGAUCUUCACCUGGAGCAGAAGAAAACACUGGCAAGGAUGAGACCCUAGAGUUGGAUGAGAGUCCCGAGGAACGCCUCAUAAAGUGCAGCAAAGUUGGAUCCAUCAUGCGGGAAGGGAGAGACCGAAUAGUUACUCUUGCCACAGACCGAACAGGCAAGAUUUUGGCCUGCCAUGGAACAGACGCUGUUCUGGAAGUGUUCUCUAUCCUUUCUGGAGAGGAACUCCAAAAGAAAUUGGAAAAGAAAAUGAAGAAAGCAAAGAAAAAAGCCAAACAGAAUUCUGAAGAGGAGCCUGAAACCAGUGUGGAGCUGAGCCUGCAGGAGGAGAUUCAGCGGGUCACUAACAUCAAAGCUUCUUCUAAAAUCAAGUCAUUUGACUUGAUUCUCUCUCCAAAAGGAGAGCUGAAGAUUGUACUACUGCUCCAGAAUAACAUCAUUGAGUCAUAUAACCUGAACCUGUCCGAACAAGUCCCGCAGGCUGUCCGUACAUCCAAGAUAACCAUUGGAGGCCACCGCAGUGAUGUCAGGACAUUGGCUUUCAGCUCUGACAACAUUGCCAUUCUCUCAGCAGCUGCAGAGUCUGUAAAGAUUUGGAACAGAUCGACCUUGCAGUGCAUCCGGACAAUGGACUGUGAGUACGCACUCUGCUCGCUCUUCGUCCCAGGAGAUCGGCAGGUCAUUGUUGGCAGCAAGACAGGGAAGCUGCAGCUUUAUGACCUGGCUUCUGGGAGUCUGAUGGAGACACUUAAUGCUCAUGACGGGGCGGUGUGGUCCAUUGCUCUUUCACCAGACCAGCGUGGCUUUGUAACAGGAGGUGCUGAUAAAUGUGUCAAGUUCUGGGAGUUUGAGCUUGUGAAGGAUGAGAGCAGUGUUCAGAAAAGGCUCUCCAUGAAACAUGUGCGCGUUUUGCAGUUGGAUGAAGAUGUUCUUUGUGUGCGGUACAGCCCCAACCAGAAACUGCUGGCUGUCUCCUUACUGGAUUGCACUGUGAAGAUUUUCUACAUUGACACGCUCAAGUUUUUCCUCUCUCUGUAUGGACACAAGCUGCCAGUGCUGUGUAUGGACAUCUCCUCUGAUGGGACUCUAAUUGCAACUGGCUCUGCUGACAGGAAUGUGAAGAUUUGGGGCUUGGAUUUUGGGGAUUGUCACCGCUCUCUCUUUGCCCACGAUGACAGUGUGAUGUAUCUGCAGUUUGUGGCAAAGUCCCAUCUCUUCUUCACAGCUGGGAAGGACAGCAAGAUUAAGCAGUGGGAUGCAGAUAAAUUUGAGCACAUCCAGACACUGGAGGGGCAUCACCAGGAGGUGUGGUGUUUGGCUCUCAGUCCCAAUGGAGACUAUGUGGUGUCAGCAUCCCAUGACAAGUCCCUGCGCCUCUGGGAAAGGACGAGGGAGCCACUUGUUUUGGAAGAGGAGAGGGAGAUGCAACGAGAAGCUGAAUAUGAAGAGAGCGUGGCGAAGGAAGAGCAGCCUGUGGUGGCUGGAGAGAUGCAAGGAGAGACGGGGCUGGCAGGAAAGAAGACUAUAGAAACCAUCAAAGCGGCUGAGCGGAUCAUGGAAGCUAUCGAGCUGUAUAGAGAAGAGACGGCAAAACUAACGGAGCACAAGGCCAUAUGCAAAGCUGUGGGAAAAGAGGUUCCCUUUCCUGUCAAUCCCAUCCUCCGUGCCUAUGGAAAUAUUACACCUUCUGCAUAUGUCCUAGAAGUUUUCAAGAAGGUCAAGUCGAGUGAGUUGGAAGAGUCUCUCCUGGUGCUGCCAUUCUCCUAUGUCCCUGACGUGCUCAGACUCUUCAAUGAAUAUAUUCAGCUGGGUUUGGAGGUAGAACUCCUGUGCCGAGCUUUGCUCUUCCUGCUCAAGAUACAUUUUGGGCAGAUCACAAGCAACCACAUGCUGGUGACAGUGAUAGAAAAUCUGAAGAAAACCACCAUCUCCAGAGUCAGUGAGGCCCGGGAUGUGCUGGGAUUCAACAUGGCAGGGCUCCAGUACCUGAAGAGGGAGAUUGAGGCCAAGGAUGAGGUGAUGUUUUUUGCUGAUGCUACUGACCGUUUUGAGGAGAAGAAGAGGAAGAGGAAGAAGAAAGAGAAGAUGGUUCUUGCAGUGCUCUAGAAUUUGCUGCCCAGGACCCAGAACACCUGGAUGGGGUCAUGUAACCUCAGUGCUGGCCAUGGAAGUGUUCUUGUGGCUGAACAUUUGUGAUGAUGUCUAUUGACUGGGAUAAAGUCUGGCCCCUCCCCAUGUGGUAUAACCCAGCACAUAACCCCAGCUCAGAAUGGUUGUCUUGAGAUGAACUCUCUCUAGUCUGCUGCAAUUGUAUGCAUUUGAACUAUUUGUGAGGUGGCUGUCAAAGGUACAUGCUUUUCCUCCAGCAGAACGCCCGUUGGAAAUGGAGUCGAUUUUCUCCUGUGGAAGAAGUCAGCUCAUUCUGGCAGUGUUUUAACUGAAGGGAGUGAAUCCAGCGCAUGGACUGCUCAUGGGAUUGCGCCUUGUCCAGGGAAGGCAGCUGGCAAGAUUUUAUCUCUCUUGACACCUGCUGGUAGUUUGUUACAGUGCUCAGAGCCUCUGGGCAAAGGAACGUGAGUUCUGACAAAGUGUGAGAACUUGGUCUACAGCCACUUGUUUUUUAGUGGGAUCGGGAAAAACAUGGCUGCACUCUAUUAAAGGUGUAUUUAUACAUGCUUUAUGAGACAACUUUUUUCAUGGAGUUUUGUCCUGAUAUUUCUCUAGUAAAGCCUCUAUUGCCUUGCCCUGUG